AUGCGGCGUACGUCGGUCUCUCUGCCGACCAAGCACGUAGCACACGAUCCCCACGAGAAACCCGCUCGAUACCACCCCGACGGGCAAGCAGGCAUCCUGGAGAAACUCAAGGCAGGCAUGGCGUCCCAGGCCCAGAAGACGCGCUGGUUCAAGACCGGCGCAAUCGUCUUCCUCGUCUUCUUCCUGUUCUACUACUUCUCCCCCUCCGGAGUAGAUCUGUACCAUGGAUCAGGCUCCAGCUCUGAUGGCCAAGUGCCUUCCGAUUCGUCUUACGGCACCGACCGAUGCACCAAAUCGAGCUCCAAGGACAAGCCCAUCGUCCAGUAUGUCAUGAUGAUUGACGCUGGCAGCACUGGAUCUCGUAUCCAUGUCUACAAGUUCAACAAUUGCGGUCCCACGCCUGAGCUGGAGUCUGAGAUCUUCAAGCAGACAAAGAAGAUUGACGGCAAGAGCAGUGGAUUGAGUGCAUACCCUGAUGACCCCGAGGGCGCUGCGAAGAGCCUGGAUAUCUUGAUGGAGGAGGCCCUUGCAAACGUUCCGGAUAAGCUGAAGUCCUGCAGCCCUGUUGCCGUGAAGGCAACCGCUGGUCUGCGACUUCUCGGCCCUGAGAAGAGCCAGCGAAUCUUGGACGCCGUGAGAACUCACCUCGAGACCAAGUACCCCUUCCCGGUUGUGUCCAAGGAGGAGAAUGGUGUUGCGAUUAUGGAUGGUUCUGACGAGGGCGUCUACGCGUGGAUCACCACAAACUACCUCCUCGGUAACAUUGGCGCUCCUGAGCAUACCGACACUGCGGCAGUCUUUGAUCUUGGCGGUGGCUCAACACAGAUCGUCUUUGAGCCCAGCUAUAAGGGCCUCACCGCCGGCGGACUUCCCACCAAGCUGGCCGAGGGUGACCACAAGUUCGACCUCGAUUUUGGCGGCCGACACUUUACUCUCUAUCAGCACUCGCAUUUGGGAUAUGGCUUGAUGAGUGCCCGUGACGCUAUUUUUCAGACUCUCAUCAAUGAUAUCCAUGAGGUUAAGAAGACCGACAGCACCUGGACUAGUGCGCCUGUCGUCAACCCCUGCUUCUCCUCGGGCAUGGCCAAGACCGUCACUGUCAAGCUUGGUGCGGACCACCCGCUGGGUGAGACACGUGAAUUCAACAUGACGGGGCCUUCCGCUGCUGCUCCAGCGCAAUGCCGCAGCCUGGCGGAGAAGAUCUUAAAGAAGGAUGCUGAGUGCAAGCUCUCUCCUUGCUCAUUCAACGGUGUCCAUCAGCCUUCGAUUGCUAAGACCUUUUCCAAGGAGGACAUCUACUUCCUCUCCUACUUCUUUGACCGUACCGAACCCCUGGGUAUGCCCGAGUCUUUCACCCUGCGUGAGAUGCAUGAUCUUACAAGCAGGGUAUGUGGAGGAGAGUCCAGCUGGGACGUCUUCGAUAGUGUUCCCGGCGCCCUUGAGGAGCUCCGAGACCGCCCUGAGCACUGCAUGGAUCUUAACUUCAUGCUUGCUCUGGCUCACACCGGCUAUGAGAUGCCAAUUGACCGCGAGGUGAAGAUCGCCAAGAAGAUCAAGGACAACGAGCUUGGUUGGUGUCUGGGUGCUAGGUAA
Phaeoacremonium minimum UCRPA7 is the source of this 1593-nucleotide messenger RNA. RefSeq names its product putative guanosine-diphosphatase protein. Gene Ontology annotation, molecular function: UDP phosphatase activity; GDP phosphatase activity. Bases 1 to 1593 code for a protein of 530 amino acids. Gene Ontology annotation, biological process: protein N-linked glycosylation; nucleoside diphosphate catabolic process. The transcript has 2 exons. Lineage: Eukaryota; Fungi; Ascomycota; Sordariomycetes; Togniniales; Togniniaceae. Gene Ontology annotation, cellular component: Golgi apparatus; membrane. The record is from RefSeq and is a predicted model, not a curated record.